Messenger RNA from Trichoderma reesei QM6a, 1989 nucleotides. RefSeq lists its product as uncharacterized. Gene Ontology annotation, molecular function: protein binding. NCBI's taxonomy places the organism in Eukaryota, Fungi, Ascomycota, Sordariomycetes, Hypocreales, Hypocreaceae. The transcript has a single exon. The record is from RefSeq and is a predicted model, not a curated record. The annotation marks the transcript as partial.
AUGCCGUCGGCGCGUGCUAAUGCUUUGUGCCGUAGGAAGGGAACUUCUUUCUUGAGCCGCUUUGGCAUGCGGAGCGCCUUCAGGAGAUACGACAACGAUGCGCCCGACUCCGACUCCGAGCUGGGCGAGCAGCGCACCGAAGGGAGCAGCGCCCGCGCGCCCAUGUCCGUCUUGAGCGAAGGCGGCGGCUACAUUCCGCUUUACAAAGAACCUCCCCGCUACAUUCGCGUAAAAGCUCACAACAGCAGACGUCGGGAUUUUAACCGCUUGUUCCUUGCACAAGAGCUGCUCGGGCCCAAGCCGGACAAGGACGACGAGCCGUCGCAUGGCCGCGUUCCUGCCACAGCCGUAGGCACGAAACUUCUCAAGGCGGGUGAUGCGAUCUGGGCCGCUGAAUUUAGCCUCGAUGGGCGCUACCUUGCCGUGGCGGGCAAGGACCAGGUGGUUCGCGUCUUUGCCGUUAUCUCGACCGAGGAGGAGCGCAGGGCACACGAGGCGGAGGAGGAGGCCGAUAGAGAAGCGCAGGGCAAAACUAAGGGAGAGCGGCUCAGCGCACCCGUCUUUCGGAACAAGCCGGUUCGCGAGUUCCAGGCGCAUACCGGAGAAGUGCUGGCUCUCUGCUGGAGCAAGAACAACUUCCUCCUGUCGACCUCGAUGGACAAGACGGUAAGGCUUUGGCAUGUCAGCAGACAGGAAUGCCUCGCUACGUUUGCGCACCACGAUCUGGUCACCUCGAUCGCAUUCCACCCCACCGACGACCGAUAUUUCCUGGCGGGCUCUUUGGAUGCGCAGCUGCGACUGUGGAACAUACCAGACAGGACCGUGGCCUUUUCCGCUUCUGCCAACGAAUUCAUCACGGCCGUGGCCUUUACCCCCGACGGCACCAUGGCCAUUUGCGGCGUCUUGAGCGGCAUGUGCUCCUUCUACGAGACGGAGGGGCUCAAGGUCAAGUUUCAAAUCCACGUCCGAUCGUCCCGGGGCAAGAACGCAAAGGGCAGCAAGAUCACGGGCAUCAAGACAGCCACGGCGGCCGGCACCAACGAGGUCAAGGUCCUGAUCACGUCCAACGACUCUCGCGUCCGCAUCUACAACCUGGACUCGCGGGCUCUCGAAGUUAAGUUCAAGGGCCUGGAGAACCAGUCCAGCCAGAUUCACGCGCACUUCAGCGACGACGGCACCUACGUCAUCUGCGGCAGCGAAGAUCGCAAGGCGUACAUCUGGAACACGAAUGCGGCGGAAGCCGACGCAAAGGACCGCCAGCCCUACGAGUCCUUUGAUGCCCACCCCGAAGUUGUCACCGCGGCGCUGCUGGCCCCCACGCGCACCAGGCAGCUGCUGAGCGCAUCGGGGGAUCCCAUCUUUGACCUGUGCAACCCGCCUCCGGUGCUGCUGCGCAGCCUCGACGAGGCCGCUCUCAGCCAGACGGAGGUGUCGGAAGCCGGGACCGAAAUCCACCACCCGGCGCCGCCGCCGUCGAGCGUCAAGAAGCCGGAGGAGAGCCCGGCCUACCUGGAGCGCUGCAAGCAUCUGGAUGGCAACAUUAUCGUCACGACGGACAGGACCGGCACGAUCAAGGUAUUCCGCCAGGAUUGUGCAUACCUCAAGCGCCAGCAAAACAUGUGGGAGCUGGGCUCCAAGUUCUCGAGCAAGGUGAGCGGGCUGGGACGAAGCGGCAGCAUCAUCACCAGGACGAGCGGCAGCGUGUCGAGGCGGACCUCGCUCAACUUGAGCGCGGGCCAGGCACAGCACCCGUCUGACCGCAUCAUUAGCUGGCGUCAGGAUGUUGGCGACGAAGGGCCUGCAAACGUCAGCGUGACCUCGGCGAGGAGCGAGCGGUCUGCGUCGCCGAGGAAAAUCCCCAGGCGCCCGGCCAACCUCUCGUCGACUGCGAGUCCCGCAGCACAAGCCCGAAAGCCACUCGCUUCGGGCGGCGGCUCCUCACCGGCGCGCCCGCAGAGAAACAGCCUCGCCAGCCCCACGGGUAGCAUA